Molecule: messenger RNA, 5002 nt
Organism: Polyodon spathula (Mississippi paddlefish)
Lineage: Eukaryota; Metazoa; Chordata; Actinopteri; Acipenseriformes; Polyodontidae
Product: synaptotagmin-1-like
Exons: 11
Coding region: 511-1791 (426 amino acids)
Biological process (GO): synaptic vesicle endocytosis; cellular response to calcium ion; calcium ion-regulated exocytosis of neurotransmitter
Cellular component (GO): synaptic vesicle membrane; dense core granule; axon
Molecular function (GO): calcium-dependent phospholipid binding; phosphatidylserine binding; clathrin binding
Source: RefSeq, a predicted model, not a curated record
UCUGGCAACAUUUUUACAUAGGUCUUUCUUUAAUAUUUCGAUUGGUUUACCAAGCACAGACGCCCACAUACAUUUCAAUGUGUGGACUUCGUCGUCUUCUAUUUUGUUAAUCUGCGUUGCUUAAAUUAACUCAGUGGUGGUCCCAGCUACCGUUAAACACUCCGGCAUGACACAGCAGCACUAAUGAGAUUGUUUGAAAUGAUGCAUCCAGACAACCAACAAACUGAUUAAAGGCGACGCUCUCCCACAGUCAGUCAGUGGAGAGACGUCGGCAGGAUAAGACAAGUCACCCUAAGGAAUACAGUGCUUGAAUCGCGGAGGUGCCGCUCACUACUGAGUUUCAUGGUGAAUUUCUAUUGAAAGGGAAAAGGAAGAAAGGAGGGGAGUUACAAGCCAAUUGCUCUGAAACAAACAGGAUCUCCCCAGAACAAUAUCAAGUGUGAAGUUAUUGCAUUUUGUCUGAACGGCUGCCAUUGAAUAAAAGCUUCUGCCCGGCUGCCCUGCAUCAACAUGACUGAAAGUCGCAGGGAAGCACUGGCAGCGCCAGAAGCGACCACCGCUGCCCAGGCCACUGUCGUCAAUGCCACAGAGUCCGCUGGCCAAGGGGGAGCAGGCAAGGACGAUGCCUUUUCCAAGAUCAAGGGCAAGUUCAUGAAUCAACUGAACACAAUUCCAUUGCCGCAAUGGGCCUUAAUAGCUAUCGGCAUCGUAGCUGCCCUGCUGAUUCUAACCUGCUGCUUGUGUGUCUGUAAGAAGUGCUUGUUCAAGAAGAAGAGUAAGAAGAAGGGCAAAGAAAAGGGUGGGAAGAAUGCCAUGAACAUGAAAGAUGUCAAAGACGGAGGCAAAAAUGGAAGGGAUCAGGCUGUGAAGGAUGAUGAUGACGAUGAUGAUGCAGAGACUGGGCUGACUGACGGAGAGAAGGAGGGUGAGCUCAAGGAGGCAGAGAAGCUGGGAAAACUACAAUACUCUUUGGAUUAUAAUUUCACAGAGAACCAGCUUAUUGUAGGCAUCAUUCAAGCAGCGGAACUGCCUGCCUUGGAUAUGGGUGGCACAUCUGAUCCUUAUGUGAAAGUCUUCCUGCUGCCUGAUAAGAAGAAGAAAUUUGAGACCAAAGUCCACAGAAAGACCCUUAAUCCCACUUUCAACGAGCAGUUUACUUUCAAGGUGCCCUAUGCCGAACUGGGAGGCAAGACUCUCGUAAUGAAUGUAUACGACUUUGACCGAUUCUCCAAGCACGACAUCAUCGGGGAACUUAAAGUCCCAAUGAACACGGUGGACUUUGGCCAUGUGACUGAAGAAUGGAAGGACCUGCAGAGUGCUGAAAAAGAAGAGCAAGAGAAGCUGGGCGACAUUUGCUGCUCUCUCCGCUAUGUGCCUACUGCUGGUAAACUGACUGUUGUCAUCCUGGAAGCAAAGAACCUGAAGAAGAUGGACGUGGGUGGCUUAUCAGACCCUUAUGUGAAAAUCCACCUGAUGCAGAACGGCAAGAGGCUCAAGAAAAAGAAGACAACGAUCAAGAAGAACACUCUGAACCCCUACUACAAUGAGUCGUUCAGUUUUGAAGUGCCGUUCGAGCAGAUCCAGAAAGUGCAAGUUGUGGUGACUGUUCUGGACUAUGACAAGAUCGGCAAAAACGAUGCGAUCGGCAAGAUCUUUGUGGGCUUCAACAGCAGUGGAACCGAGCUGCGACAUUGGUCAGACAUGCUGGCUAAUCCGAGGAGGCCCAUCGCACAGUGGCACGUUCUAAAGCCGGAGGAAGAAGUCGACGCAAUGCUUACCGUCAAGAAAUAAAGAAGAGAAGCCUUUCAAUACCUACCCAUGUAGUGCUGUAUAUGUAAAUACCUCAGUGAUAUGGGUCCAUUCACUUCCAUCUUUUGUGUUCUCUGACCACCAUCACCUUUUUUUACAACAGUUAACGGUACUUUUUAUUUUCUCUUGAAUUUCCUUUCCACCUUUGCAGAUAUAGAGGCCCUUAAAAAAAAAAAAACACCCUCUUCUCACUUUACUGCAUCGUUUGUUUUGUUUUUCAAGCCACCCCCUUCUUUUAAGCAAUAUGAUCUGUGUAGAUAGAGCAUGACUCAAAUUAUUUAUUGUAUUACACAGUUGUAUAUACCAGUAUCCUGACAAAAUGAUUUCUAGUCUGUGUGUUUGUAUGUUGUUAAGCGUUUCCUAUUCUGUGUAUAUCUCGAUGUUUUUAAUAAGAUGUUCUAUUUUAAAUUAUGUAAAUGGACUGAGAAAGCUUAUAUUAUAUGAAAGCCGAUAUUAUAUAUUAUAGGAUUCACAAUUCUAUCUUACUGCAUUCAAGUUAAAAUUCCAACCUGCAAGAAGACACUAGUGGAGGUGAACUCACAUUGUAAAGGACAGUGCCAGUCUGUAUGUUUACUUAUCAAACCAUCAAAAAAAAAGGCCAUUAACUAGUAUGGUUACACAAGAAAAAAAAGUAUGCUGCUGAAAAUGAUAUAAGCACAGGGUUUCUUAUGACUUUUUAUACUAUGUUUUUUUUUUUUGAAUUGAAGAUCUUUAAGUUUAGCUUCAUCAUUGUACCAAGACAUUCCAAAAAGCUAAAACGAUUGCUUUUUUUAUUGUUUGAGCAAGGUUUCACGGUGUGGACCGGUGAGUUACUUUUAAGUACAAUAGGUCAUCUGUUAAGACCAUGCUUUCUUUAAUGGUCUUUAUUUUUUAGAAGCAGAUCUUCUUGAACUUGUAAGCAUUCCUUUGACCCCCUGAAUAUAACCCCCUCUGAAACGGAAUGAUUCUCUAGCCAUUGUGUCCUUCAAGCUAGAUUAAUAGUAUUUUCCUAAUUAUCUAAUGCUGAUAGUCUUGAUGUUGGAUAUAGACAUACUUGAGAGUCUGGAGUCUGGUUUUCAAAGUGGGGAAAGGGGUUUUGACACUAGCUUUAAGAUCAAUAUUUUUAGAUAACGUUUUCAGUGUCGGGUAUUUUUUAGUAACUGCAUGAUUUUUUUAAUAAUGUUUUGCUAAUUAACUUGGGUCGGGGGGGGGGUUGUUCUGCUAUACUCGGGGGUCUCUUUUUGUAGUGUCCCCUUACCUUCAAUCAAGAAAAAAAAUCAAACAAAAGGUAUAUUUUACAGCAUGGCUAAAAAGAAAAUGAAAGUCAAAAAUCCAGCAGGAUAGUAUAUACAUGUAGAAAAUGCUGAUGAGAGUUAAAACACUGCCAUUUUCAGGGAGGUAACAACAGUGUCCUUUUCUUCAAGUGCACUCUGUACAGGCCGCGCUUGUUGUUUUUUUCAGGCCCAAAAUGGUACCAGGAAUGUCAGCCGCCAUAUUGCUCUGCCUUCUCACGGUGGCAACAUUGUCAGCCAUGUUGUUUUACUGCCUCUUUCCUGUGGCUGCCGUGUUCAGCUAUGAGUUGUCUGCUGCAGGAGUUGGCACUAAGCUGACUUCAAACAGAAAAGGCUGCCAGGUUUUUCUGUUUGUUCAGAGAAAUAAUGGCAUGGUCGCUCUGCAUAUCUACAGCAGCAGUCAUGACUGCCAUUUUGGACUGGGUUUUAAUGGAAACAAAAAUGGCUGCCAUUUUGUAUCACCACACUACUGAAGCCAUGGUAGCUGGUAUGUUCUCUAGUGUUCUUUUAACACAAAGAGAUGAGAAUAAUAAAUAAAUAAAUAAAUACAUACAUAAUCAGAAACCGUAAAAGUUAAUGGUCUCCUUCAUUAAUGAAACAAUUCAAAAUAAUCAUUGUGUCCUUUACUACAGGUUAACAAGAGGAAUACAAAUUGAAAAGUUCUAGUAAAUUAAAACAGAUUCCCUUAUCUUUGAGGAACCUCUUGUAUAUGCUAGAUGCUUGCUUCAGGAGGAGUUUCUAAAUGUUUUCAAUGUUAUUAUGUAGUAAAUGGCACUAUUAUAAAGCUAUUAGUCAUUCCAUGAGAGUCUCUAGGGACUGCUUUGUGUAUCACUGUGAGUGCCAUGCAUGCUUAGAAAUGUAGAUUCCUCAGUGGAUAGCGACCGAUUUGUUCUGUAGUGAUAUUGUAUUAAUGCUGCCAUUCCCUUCUACUGCACUGCUGAGAUUGUGCAUAGCACAAACAGUUCUAAUAACCGCGGACCAAUCAAGAACUGAUGGGCUAUGCAUUGGAAACAGAGUUUUAAAAGAGAGCAGCUCAAAUCACACAGCAUUUUGUUGAGCACUGUGCAAUAUGAUGUCUGUUCUUCAUGGCUCAUAGUGUUACUGUAUGUGGGCUGUGUAGCCCAGGAGAGAAGAUUCUUAUUAUUGAUUACGUUCAUUGUAAAGCAAUGGUUAGGACACAGCACAUUGAGCUCAUAUUGAAAUAUGAGCUAAACACAUUUGUGAUGUGGUUUUUUUUUUGUUGUUGUUUUUAUCCUAUUUUUUGCAUGCAGGUCCAACUACAAAAUAUUCAGGAAUUACAAUGAAAAAAAGACCAAAAUGUUACAAUUUAUUAUUAUUAUUAUUAUUAUUAUUAUUAUUAUUAUUAUUAUUAUUAUUGUAAUAUUUAUUGUAGUGAGUAAGGAUUUGUACACCUGAAUGUACCCCUAGGUUUAGCUUAACAUAAUCUGUAUGUUAUUAUGGGACCAGAUACAGAUGGCAAUAAAUAGUGAUCAUUUAUUAAAUCAAAAUUCAGAAUUUUGAGUAUCACAUUAAGUCUUUUGGGGCAGAGAUACUGUUUAUACUCUAUUAAUGUUAUAUGCAAUUUAAAGACAAACUCCCUUUUGUAAAUUCCAUGAAAUGCAUUGUUUUUGUUAUUCCUGUUGAUAUUUCUCAUGGUUUCCAAACAUUUUAUUGUUUAGCAUUUCCGGAUCUCAUACUGUGAAUAAGGUUGGUUUGGGGAUCUAAAAAAAAACAUUUAGUACAACAAUAGCCCUGGAGCUAAGGGCCAGUCCCACAAAACAAACUGCAUUAAGUAUAAAUUACAUAACAGCAACAACACUCUUCUAUUUCUAUAUCUCCUUUCAUCACAGGCAUUUAUUUAUUUAUUUAGCAUUUAUUAGAGCAUCUUUAACCAAAGCGCUUCACACACACAUUAAAACAUU